AUGAAGCUCUCGCAGUCGGCCGCGCUGGCGGCACUCACCGCGACGGCGCUCGCCGCCCCCUCGCCCACGACGCCGCAGGCGCCGAGGCAGGCUUCAGCCGGCUGCUCGUCUGCGGUCACGCUCGACGCCAGCACCAACGUUUGGAAGAAGUACACGCUGCACCCCAACAGCUACUACCGCAAGGAGGUUGAGGCCGCGGUGGCGCAGAUCUCGGACCCGGACCUCGCCGCCAAGGCCAAGAAGGUGGCCGACGUCGGCACCUUCCUGUGGCUCGACUCGAUCGAGAACAUCGGCAAGCUGGAGCCGGCGAUCCAGGACGUGCCCUGCGAGAACAUCCUGGGCCUGGUCAUCUACGACCUGCCGGGCCGCGACUGCGCGGCCAAGGCGUCCAACGGCGAGCUCAAGGUCGGCGAGAUCGACCGCUACAAGACCGAGUACAUCGACAAGAUCGUGUCGAUCCUCAAGGCACACCCCAACACGGCGUUCGCGCUGGUCAUCGAGCCGGACUCGCUGCCCAACCUGGUGACCAACAGCAACUUGGACACGUGCUCGAGCAGCGCGUCGGGCUACCGCGAAGGCGUGGCUUACGCCCUCAAGAACCUCAACCUGCCCAACGUGAUCAUGUACCUCGACGCCGGCCACGGCGGCUGGCUCGGCUGGGACGCCAACCUGCAGCCCGGCGCGCAGGAGCUAGCCAAGGCGUACAAGAACGCCGGCUCGCCCAAGCAGCUCCGCGGCUUCUCGACCAACGUGGCCGGCUGGAACUCCUGGGAUCAAUCGCCCGGCGAAUUCUCCCAGGCGUCCGACGCCAAGUACAACAAGUGCCAGAACGAGAAGAUCUACGUCAGCACCUUCGGCUCCGCGCUCCAGUCGGCCGGCAUGCCCAACCACGCCAUCGUCGACACGGGCCGCAACGGCGUCACCGGCCUGCGCAAGGAGUGGGGUGACUGGUGCAACGUCAACGGUGCAGGCUUCGGCGUGCGCCCGACGAGCAACACGGGCCUCGAGCUGGCCGACGCGUUCGUGUGGGUCAAGCCCGGCGGCGAGUCGGACGGCACCAGCGACAGCUCGUCGCCGCGCUACGACAGCUUCUGCGGCAAGGACGACGCCUUCAAGCCCUCGCCCGAGGCCGGCACCUGGAACGAGGCCUACUUCGAGAUGCUGCUCAAGAACGCCGUGCCGUCGUUCUAAGACGGUCCAGCAUCAUCCGGACGGAAAGAAAGCGGGUCGUGAGACAUGUCUGUCUGUCUGGCUGGCUGGCGGGCUGUCGGGAAGGUGAGAAAAAGCUGAGGGAGGGGGGAAGGCAAGUGAGCAGGUUUGGACAGGGCCACGGCGCGCACAAUGUACCUACCUCGGCGUGUUCCCUGCGAGUGAAGCAGUUUGCAACGUAUAUACGGCGUGGAGUAUAUGUCUUCG
Molecule: messenger RNA, 1416 nt
Organism: Thermothielavioides terrestris NRRL 8126
Lineage: Eukaryota; Fungi; Ascomycota; Sordariomycetes; Sordariales; Chaetomiaceae
Product: glycoside hydrolase family 6 protein
Exons: 4
Coding region: 1-1191 (396 amino acids)
Biological process (GO): cellulose catabolic process
Molecular function (GO): hydrolase activity, hydrolyzing O-glycosyl compounds
Source: RefSeq, a predicted model, not a curated record